CGAGUGCCACAUCACCUUCAGCGACCCCAAAGGCCAGGAGCGCCACCUGAAGAAGCGUCACCCUGCGGAGUACGAGCUCCACGUGCUGGGCGGCUCUCUCUUCACGUGCUACGUGUGCGACCGCGCCUUCCCCUCCUCGCGGGAGCUGCUGACCCACCAGCGGGGCCACACCGAGGAGAGGCCCUUCCAGUGCCCGGUGUGCGGGGCCAGAUUCGGACGCUCCUCCGAGCUGACCGCCCACAAGAGGACCCACUUCGGGGAGCUGGGCUAUGCGUGCGCGGAGUGCGGCAAGCCGUGCAAGACGCUGACGCUGCUCAAGUACCAUCGGCGCACGCACACCGGGGAGAGGCCCUACCUGUGCCUGCAGUGCAACAAGAGCUUCAGCCAGUCCUCCACAAUGCAGCGCCAUCUGCAGUCUCACGCGGAGGAGCAGGGGGCAGGGGGGCAGAGCGGCAAGGAGAAGCCGCAGAAGCGGAAGAGGAAGAGGAAGAAGGGGGAGGAGGAGGAGGAGGAGGAGAGAGCUGUCCCCACUGCCGGUCUGGAGGGUAGUCUGGCCCAGUGCUUCCAGUGCUCCCAGUGCCUGCUCGCUUUCUUGGACCCGCAGACGGCCGAGCAGCACGUGAAGAGUCAGCACCCCGAGGUGGCGCACCCGCCCGGCUCCCCCCAGCACAGUCAGGGCAGCCUGCCCCCCUGUGGAGAGCAGGGGCACUGCGUCGGGCUGGAGUCAGGGGGAGGGGAGGAGGGAGAGAUGCAGGCUGCUGUGACGGAUGAAAGCCAGCCCUCCAGCAGCAGUACAGUCUGCCCCCUUCAGCGCCAGCCCUGUGACCUCUGCCUGAACCACGAGCCCCCCUCACACUGCAGCCCGGACUCCCUGACCGAGCCUGACACCCCCCUCCCCCUGGCCCUCGACCUCGCCCCGAGCCGGGAGACGAGUCGCAGGUUCUUCUGCCAGGUUUGCGGGGAGCGCUUUUACCAGGAGCCCAGUCUCCAGCAGCACCAGCUCAGCAACCAGCACUGGACCGAGCCAGGCCAGAACCAGGGCGGGGGGGCGGCAUCAGGAGAAGGGGGGCCCCUCUCUGAACUCUUACUGCAGGGCUGCCUGGAGGAAAGUCUGGGAGGGAACCGAACCAGUGGUGGUGCGGACGGGUCGGGGUUCGAGGGGAGAGGAGCGGAGACCGAGGAGGGGUGGGGGGAGGACCGCCCGCACGGACUGGGAGAGGCGAUGGGAAUACUGGAGAGGGGUCUGCAACUGGGGUCCGCUGAGGAGGGAGGAGGAGGAGGGCGGCUACAGGGAGCGCGGAUUCAGGGAGCCGAGUUGAGGGAGUCGGGAGGGGGUGCGUCUGAGCGAGGGGCCAGGGGGGAGGCAGCCAGCGAGGGGUUGAAGCAAGAAGGGGAGCGGGAGGAGGGAGAGACCCCAGACCCGGGACUGGAGGGGUGUCUGGAGGGCCAGCCUAGCAUUGUACCCCAGGGAUUAGCUUGCGAUCUGGGCGUGGAGGCAGCGAGGCGUGCCGUGAUGAAAGAGGAGGGGGGGGGCGACCAGCAGCCCAUCUACUGCGAGAUCCUGCCCACGUCCGAGCCCUCCUGCCUGGGGAGCGGCGAGCCGGAGGAAGGGGCCGCGGAGGUGAAGGAAGAGGGGACCCCCGAGCUGGGGGAAGGCUGCUUCUAUUUGGGGACCCCUGAACUCCGCUUCUUCCACCUCCCGGAUCUGCAGGAGCAGCACGGCAGCAUGGCGGGGGCGGAAUGGGGCGCGGCAGACAGUGGGGCUGGGUUCGGGAGGAGACACCGGCCUGGGAGAGGAGCCCGGGGAGAGGGGGAAGGGGAGGGGGUCGCCCUCGUGGUUUUAAGACAGGACGAAUCAGAUUCAGCCCUCAGGAGACUCCGCAGAGAGGGAGAGCCUCCUCGGAUCAAAGAGGAGGAGGAGGAGGAGGAGGAAGGUGUUUUUUUCAGCCUUUCCAGCGUUCUGGAGCAUGGGCGGGAAAACCAGCCACGCCCGCUCCGAGGGAGCCUGACGCGGACCCUGGACCCCGAGCCGGGCGCCCCCUCCCAAGGGCGGCCCCUGGAGGUGGAGGAGGGGAGGGGCGGGCUGAUCAAGCAGGAGGAGCAGCAGCAGCAGGAGGAUGAAGAGGAGAGCGUAGGAUUGCUGGGGAGCUUCUUCCCUUCAUCCUCCUCCUCCUCCUCCAGCCUGCAGCUGAUGAACCACCACCGGCUGAUGCACAUGCUGCCCGGACCUGCUGGGGGAGAAGGGGAGGAGGGGGAUGGGGGGGAGCUAGGGAUGGUGGUGAGUGUUUUCCAGUUGAAAGAGGAGGAGGAGCUGGCCCCAGAUGCUGUGACGACUCUGGGGACCCCAGGACUGCACUGCCCCCUGCCCGUGUCGGAGAACUCCUCCAGUCUGGGGAGCGCUCUGCUGGAGGGGAGCCGGGGGGCUGAUUCGGGGUGCGUGGAGCUGAGCGGCGGCUCGACAGGGGAGGCGCGGGAGAGCGGGCGGGGCGUUGUGCAGAUGGAGGGAAGUCUGGUGCUGCUGGGCUCGACGACCGACCACCUUCUCCUUUCUCCGUCUGGUCCUUCCGCCUCUUCGGCGAGGGCACUGCCACUUACACCCCACCCGACCCCUGCCCCUGUCUGGGAAACUGACAGACCUCACUCCCAAGCGCCCGACCAAAGGCGAGGGCGAUGA
Molecule: messenger RNA, 2674 nt
Organism: Polyodon spathula (Mississippi paddlefish)
Lineage: Eukaryota; Metazoa; Chordata; Actinopteri; Acipenseriformes; Polyodontidae
Exons: 3
Coding region: 398-2674 (758 amino acids)
Source: RefSeq, a predicted model, not a curated record